UGUUCCCAGUGUAGUCGUAGAAUCGAAAUGUCGAAAAUGUUGCAGUUGGACACGUUGGUCACCAUGCUGGCCUGCCUGACGAGCACACAAAAUGAACUUAACAGUGAAAUGCUGAAAUCACUGCCCAUCGAUAAUAGUACAGCAGGCACUUGUCCUAUUUCCGCUCUAAGUGGGUUCACCAACAGACUUCAAGCGCUUGCCACGGACAUGGCCAGUAUUAAGGAGCAGGUGGGCAGCUUACAGGAGCAGCUUGUGGAUUUGCGCCGUACAGCCACAUCGAUAGGUGCCACGCCCCUGGCAACGCUGCCCAUCGCUCUCGGCAGUCGUUUUAAUAAUUCCUCCAACAGCUUGGAUACGGACAUACUAGAUCCACAGGCCCUCGUCCCAGCAGCUCCCGCCACUAAGGGACCCACAACGCCGCACAACUGCGUCAAGCAAGAGCAUGGAGUUGUGCGCAUUCGACCGGGACCCAAUAUAGAGCCCUUCUAUGUAUUCUGCGACCAGAAGGUCCGUGGCGGUGGCUGGACAGUGGUGGCCAAUCGCUACGACGGUAGCGAGGACUUUAAUCGCAAAUGGGUUGACUACAAGAUUGGCUUUGGGUCCCUAACCACAGAGUUCUUCAUCGGACUGGACAAGCUGCAUUGGAUCACGGUCAGCGAUAAUUAUGAGCUGCUGGUCCAGCUCCACAAUCGCGAGGAGAAGCAACGCUAUGCUCUCUAUGACCAGUUCAGCAUUGGCAGCGAGUCCGAGCAGUACCGACUGAACGUGCUAGGCAACCACACAGGCGAUGCGGCCGAUGCACUGCGUCAGCACGCCGGCAAAAAGUUCAGCACCAGUGACCAGGACAACACUGAGAGCGGCGCAAAUUGUGCGACUGCCCAGUCAGCUGCGUUUUGGUACAGCAGCAGCUGCAACCUGAGCAAUCCCUUUGGCAUUUACCAGCGUAUUUUGGACCGCAAUGUUGAUGGCUAUAAAGGAAUUCUGUGGCGUGGCUUUUUAGAUGGGCCGAAGGGCUCGCUUAAGCGGAUCCGAUUGUCGGUGCGACCGAAAGCAGCUUAAAAAUAGCAUUCAUAUGUGUAUACUCAUGUAUAUAUGUAUAUAUAUUUUUAUCUAAACAAAUGCGUGCUCCAAUAUUGUAUAGCAUAAGUGUAAUAGCAUAAUUUAUAGAUAUCCCAUAACAAUAAAGACAAACAAACAAAA
This is a messenger RNA of Scaptodrosophila lebanonensis, 1200 nucleotides long. RefSeq names its product microfibril-associated glycoprotein 4. The coding region runs from base 28 to 1059 and encodes 343 amino acids. Lineage: Eukaryota; Metazoa; Arthropoda; Insecta; Diptera; Drosophilidae. The transcript has 5 exons. The record is from RefSeq and is a predicted model, not a curated record.